AUGCUCCAGUAGUUUCCCCCGCUCCAUUCCCAGGCAUCGCUUUGCUUUCCUUCGGGGGAAGAUCGUUCUGCUCGUGAUCCUGCUGAGGAAAGAGACUCCGAUGGACUUACACCGGGCAGCGUUCAAGAUGGAGAACUCACCCUAUCUCCCCAACCCGCUGGCCUCCCCAGCACUGAUGGUUCUUGCCUCCACCGCUGAAGCCAGCCGUGACGCUUCCAUUCCCUGCCAGCAGCCGAGGCCUUUUGGAGUCCCCGUGUCAGCAGAUAAGGACGUGCAUAUUCCCUUUACCAAUGGCUCAUAUACUUUUGCCUCCAUGUACCACCGUCAAGGCGGGGUGCCGGGAGCGUUUGCGAACCGUGACUUUCCUCCAUCCUUGCUUCACCUCCACCCCCAGUUUGCACCCCCCAACCUGGACUGCACCCCGAUCAGUAUGUUGAACCACAGCGGCGUCGGGGCUUUCCGCCCCUUUGCAUCCACUGAGGACCGGGAGAGCUACCAGUCAGCCUUUACGCCAGCCAAGCGCCUCAAGAACUGCCACGACACUGACUCACCCCAUCUGCGCUUCUCGGACACUGAUGGGAAGGAGUACGAGUUUGGCACACAGCUCCCUUCCAGCUCCCCCGGCUCCCUCAAAGUUGAUGAUACGGGGAAGAAGAUCUUUGCAGUUUCUGGCCUCAUUUCUGACCGUGAGACUUCAUCCAGUCCCGAAGACCGAAGUGACAGAUGCAAAAAGAAAGCAACUUUGUUUGACAGCCAGGCUCCAAUCUGCCCCAUCUGCCAGGUUCUCCUUCGCCCCGGGGAGCUGCAGGAGCACAUGGAACAGGAGCUGGAGAAGCUCACCCAGCUGAACAUCAGCAAGAGCUCCAUCCUGAAGGAUGCCAUGGCAGCGGGCACCCCCAAGUCAAUUUUGUUGUCGGCCUCAAUCAAGCGGGAAGGAGACUCUCCGACAGCGUCACCCCACUCCUCAGAUGACAUCCAUCACUCGGACAGAUACCAGACCUUCCUGCGGGUGCGAGCAAACCGGCAGACCCGGCUGAACGCUCGGAUUGGAAAAAUGAAACGGAGGAAGCAAGACGAAGGGCAGGUAUGUCCCCUCUGCAGCCGACCUCUGUCAGGAUCCGAGGAGGAGAUGAGUAGGCAUGUGGAACAAUGCCUUGCAAAGAGAGAAGGUUCAUGCAUGACUGAGGAUGACUCUGUGGACAUCGAGAACGAGAACGGGAACCGCUUUGAAGAGUACGAGUGGUGCGGGCAGAAGAGGAUACGGGCCACUACCCUCCUGGAGGGAGGAUUCCGAGGUUCUGGGUUUAUCAUGUGCAGUGGCAAGGAGAAUCCAGACAGCGACGCUGACCUGGAUGUGGAUGGAGACGACACACUUGAAUACGGGAAACCACAGUACACAGAGGCAGACGUUAUCCCUUGCACUGGAGAAGAGCCAGGUGAAGCCAAAGAAAGGGAGGCGCUCCGAGGUGCUGUUUUAAAUGGUGGCACACCCAGUACUCGAAUAACACCGGAGUUUUCUAAAUGGGCCAGCGACGCAGAAAUGCCCUCGACGAGUAAUGGUGAAAGCAGUAAACAGGAGACCAUGCAGAAGACCUGUAAGAACAGUGACAUUGAAAACCGUGCUGCCUGCAUAAUAGCAAACCUGGACACAAGGCUGUUUAAAAUUACAGAAGACUCUGCAGUGACAACAUUUGAAGCGUUAAAGGCUCGUGUCCGUGAGUUAGAAAGGCAGCUUUCCCGUGGGGACCGCUAUAAAUGUCUCAUUUGCAUGGACUCCUACACAAUGCCCCUGACUUCCAUUCAGUGCUGGCAUGUGCACUGUGAAGAAUGCUGGCUGCGGACUCUGGGUGCCAAGAAGCUCUGUCCCCAGUGCAACACCAUCACAUCUCCUGGAGACCUUCGGCGCAUCUACUUAUGAAGGACCCGGCGGUGGGGCGGGACCCAGCGAUCGGCUCAGCUCAUCACACCCAGGGGGAGAAGAACGACCGCAACAAAAAAAAAGACGUUUUAAAAUUUAAAGAGAAAAAAGAAAAAAAAAACAACAAACCAGAGACUCCAGACAUGGACUCGAGGAUACAGGAGCAGUGGGGAGCCUCGGCUGCCAGGUCCCGCAAGUUGAGACCUCCUUCAGCAUCUGCAGCGGGCAAAACCAAACCCUUUGUUGUGAAGCCCCCUUUUUUAAAACCAGUGUUCCCCAUCACCCGUUCCCUGGAGCUGGCUUUGCAUUGUGGAUGGCUCGUGAGCCAUCCUUUGGACUGUGUUGUUGACCACUCUGCCCCCAGGAGACUGGGGAAGGGACCCUUGACAGAAAGAUGUUAAAUAACCUGUAACUUGUGUUCUUUGUUCAGUUUUGUUUUUGUUUUGUUUUUAUUUGUUUUGGUUUGGUUUUUGGUUUGGUUCUGUUUUGGUUUUUUGUGGUGUUCUAGUGAUAACAAAAAGGUUUAAAGAAAAAAAAAAACACACCCAGACAGAAAUGAAGCACAUGUAAUAUAGAUUAUAUAUGUUUACAAUGUUGUGUAUAAAUGGGAUAGACUCAAACAUUACAUACUAAUAAGUUUCCCUUUCUUUUCUUUGGGUUGUAUUUUUUUUAAAGAAGAAAAAAAAAAUGAGCAGAGAACAUUAAACCCAUAUUUUUCUUGGUUCAGCAAAGUUUUGGCAUUAAAGUCAUUAGUUUAAAAAAAGUAUAUAUAUACAUAUAUAUAAUAUAAAUGGUUUAAUGUUCUGUGGUGUAUAUUUCCUCAUUCAGAUAUGAAGUUAACAGCUUUUAGUAAUGGCUGUAGCAUUGCCCAUAACUUACAGAACUUAUGGGGAGUAGAGGAGGUGGAUUUUUGUCAUUAGUUGUAGCUAAUGGGGCUAUUUAUAAUAGAAUCGUUAUCCCCGGAAAGACACAGCUUUUAACUCCUCACCGGGGGCCAGGCAGGAUGGAGGAAUGUGGCUCAGCCCCUUUGCCUUUUCCAGCUGGGGAAGGGGCAAACGGUGUGGAGCCGGAAGGAGGGAGUCAGCUGGAGCCCUGCCUCCUCCUCGGGCUGGGAGUGCCUGCUCAAGGGGUCCGGCUGAUCCCCUCUGCCUCCUCCAAGGCUGUGGCACCUUCCCCUCCCCUGCCCGGCUUUGCUUUCCUCUCCUCCAGGCAGCAUUUGCUGGCUGAGGAUGCCUGGGCUGCUCAGGACAGUGGGGAGGUGGGGAUGGCAGGGGACAGGGUGGUCGUGCUGGUGGCUUUGCCCAGAGAGCUGGGCCAGUUCCCUCACGGGUGUGGCUGCAGUGGGCCCGGUGCUGCCCAGCAGAGCUGUGCAAACCCUGCAGAGCCAGCCCUGCCCUGCACCCACAUCCCGCAGCUCCCACCCUCCUACAGCCUGCAUUUUGCCCAAGAGGUUUUGGCACUAGGGCAGAGAGCUAAGCCAGCCCUGUCUCAUCCACACCACCACCCCCAGAGUGUCCAGCAGAGACAUUUCCAGCUGAAUCCAGAGGUUCCCCACAGCCCCAGCUUCUUCCACACAGUCUCUCAUGCUUGUCCCUGUCUCCCAUAUCCUCAGCCUUAACCAAAGCUGCCAUCUGGCCUGUUCUUUUGUUUUUGUUUCUUUUAUUGUCAGGACCCAAGAAAGAGGUAACGAUCCAUUUCCCAAGACCUCGUGUGCUGAAUUCUCCCAGCUCCACACUGUGCAUCCCUGCCCUAGCUCCCCACAGCCAGAAGACAGGGAGAUGGGGAAGCUCAUCUCCCCUGCUCCUGCAGGGUCUUUCCAAGCAGAUCCCACCUGGCAGCAAAACGUGGCUGGGGCGUUUUAAGACAGUCUGGGAACAGCGGUGGAUGAGGGGUUUGGAACUGGGCCGCUGGGGUAUUUCCAGAGAGGGAAAGGCUGGGGAGGCAGGAUGUGGAGGGCAGGAUGUGUUCCCUGCCCUGAGCUUGGUGCUGUUUUGCAGAGAACAGCUGCUGGCCUUGGCAUCUCCUGAGUGAUUUCAGAAGGAUCCCACUGCAUCCAAAAAAAAAACCCCAAACCAAAUUGAAGGAGCUGUUAUUUGAUAAGCAUCUCAUCAAAAGGUGACAAUUCCUAAUUGAGAUUUUCCCGGGUCUCCAAGCUCAUAGCAGUGUGUGGCCUCUGAGACCAGAGAGCUGCAGCCUCCUCUGCUCAGGGACUUGUACCUGCAGAGCUCCCAGGGACCAGAGGAAGCCGAGGGACCCUGGAGGGUCCUGACCCCAUGAGGAGACUGCAGGCAGGGCCUGCCCAGGGGGCUGUCACUGCUGGGUGACCCUGCACCCAGCAGCACUCGGGCAGGGGAAGGACAGGCACACACAGCUCGGGCUGGGUUUGUGAAGGGAGAAAAACCUGGGGGGGACAUGGCCGAGCUGGGAGUGUGCUGGUGCAGACGUCUCAGAUUUGGACAGAGUGCAGCAGGUGGGUUUGAGAGACAGACAGGAAGGCAGGACAGGGCAGGACAUCCCAAACCAGCCCUUCCUUGGAAAUAGGCCCUGGGAGGGAGCCAGGAUUUCUGGCAGGUGUUGUGGACCAGCCGUGUUCUCUAUGUACGUAUGUGUAAAACCAUAUGUAACUAGUCAUUGUUUUUUGUUUUGGGGGUUAUUUUUUGUUUGGUUUUUUUUUUUGUUUGUUUGUUUAAAUUGUAAAGCCAUCCCCUGUUUUCAAGGGGGGGAGCUGCUGGGGGAAGGCUGGGGAGAGUGGCACCCCGGUUUGUAACAGGCAUCCGCCACUUCCCCUCUUCUGUAAUGAGUUUAAAUGAUUUAAAAAAAAAAAAAAAACCUGAAAUAUCAGAGUUACCUAUCUUUGCCCAAAGAAUCCCAGUUGCACAAAGCGAUAUUCUGGUGUGUCGAUGAUUGUGUGUCAGUGUAUAUUAUACAAAGAGGUACUUGUCACUCCCGUUUGUAAACUACAUUUGACAUUAAUUAAACAAGUAUAAAUCUU
This is a messenger RNA of Manacus vitellinus (golden-collared manakin), 4910 nucleotides long. RefSeq names its product ring finger protein 220 (gene RNF220). Bases 101 to 1918 code for a protein of 605 amino acids. Gene Ontology annotation, molecular function: metal ion binding; ubiquitin protein ligase activity. Gene Ontology annotation, biological process: protein ubiquitination. The transcript is spliced from 15 exons. The record is from RefSeq and is a predicted model, not a curated record. Lineage: Eukaryota; Metazoa; Chordata; Aves; Passeriformes; Pipridae.